Molecule: messenger RNA, 2844 nt
Organism: Arachis duranensis
Lineage: Eukaryota; Viridiplantae; Streptophyta; Magnoliopsida; Fabales; Fabaceae
Product: heat shock protein 90-5, chloroplastic
Exons: 19
Coding region: 88-2490 (800 amino acids)
Biological process (GO): cellular response to heat; protein stabilization; protein folding
Cellular component (GO): cytosol; protein-containing complex; perinuclear region of cytoplasm
Molecular function (GO): ATP binding; ATP hydrolysis activity; ATP-dependent protein folding chaperone
Source: RefSeq, a predicted model, not a curated record
UCUUACUCCCCUCUCGGCACCUACCAGCUCAAAGAGAUAAGACCCAAACUCAUUUCUCUCUUUUCUCUCUAAAAGCGCUGAAACUGAAUGGCUCCAGUUCUAGGCAGAACCGUGGUCGCUGCUUCUUCUCUUGGAUGCUCGCUCCCUUCUCCGUCCCCUUUCACACCCAAACGGGCUUCCCUUAUCACAAGCGCUUUUCUUCCGCCGCAAAACGGCCUCAGAAGGGCCUUCUCUCGUGCUGGCCUCACAUGGAAGCAGCAGCAACGACAGAGGAGCGACAGCUUCACCGUUCGCUGCGAUGCUGCCGUUGCUGAGAAAGAAGAAGCUACUGAUGUUCCUGGUGAAAAAUUUGAGUACCAAGCCGAGGUAGGUUUUCUUCAAAUUCAUUUAAAAAUUGCGCCUCUUUACCACAAGGAAGUGUUCCUUCGUGAACUUGUGAGUAAUGCUAGUGAUGCUUUGGACAAGUUGAGAUUCUUAAGCGUGACCGAGCCUUCUUUGCUUGGAGAUGCUGGAGAACUUGAGAUACGCAUCAAACCUGACCCAGACAAUGGGACAAUUACCAUAACAGAUACUGGCAUUGGAAUGACAAAAGAAGAGCUCAUCGACUGUCUUGGAACAAUUGCGCAGAGUGGCACUUCAAAAUUUUUGAAGGCACUUAAGGAAAAUAAGGAUUUGGGGGCAGAUAAUGGUUUGAUUGGUCAAUUUGGUGUUGGGUUUUACUCUGCUUUUCUUGUUGCUGAGAAGGUUGUUGUUACUACUAAGAGCCCAAGAUCUGAUAAGCAGUAUGUGUGGGAAGCUGACGCUGACAGUAGCUCUUAUGUGAUAAGGGAGGAAACUGAUCCGGAAAAGAUUCUGCGUCGUGGUACACAGAUUACACUCUAUUUGAGAGCAGAUGACAAGUAUGAAUUCUCAGAGCCAACCAGGAUUCAGGGUUUGGUGAAGAAUUACUCACAGUUUGUUUCCUUCCCCAUCUAUACAUGGCAAGAGAAGUCAAGAACUGUGGAGGUAGAAGAGGAAGAAGAGCCCAAAGAAGGGGAAGAACCUAAAGCAGAGGGUGAGAAAAAGAAGACAAAGAAGACAAAGACUGAGAAGUAUUGGGACUGGGAAUUGGCCAAUGAAACAAAGCCAAUAUGGAUGCGGCAGCCUAAGGAAGUCGAAAAGGAAGAGUACAAUGAAUUCUACAAGAAGACUUUUAACGAGUUCUUAGAACCCCUUGCUCAUACUCACUUCACCACUGAGGGUGAAGUUGAGUUCAGAAGUAUUUUGUACGUUCCAGGAAUGGGGCCUCUUAACAAUGAAGAAGUUAUAAAUCCAAAAACGAAAAACAUACGCUUGUAUGUCAAGCGUGUGUUUAUCUCAGAUGAUUUUGAUGGUGAACUGUUUCCACGUUACUUGAGUUUUGUUAAGGGUGUGGUUGAUUCAGAUGACCUUCCACUCAAUGUUUCUCGGGAGAUCCUUCAGGAAAGCAGAAUUGUAAGAAUAAUGAGGAAGAGACUUGUGAGGAAGGCAUUUGAUAUGAUUCAAGACCUUUCUGAAAGGGAAAAUAAAGAGGACUACAAGAAAUUAUGGGAAAACUUUGGUAGAUUUUUGAAGUUGGGAUGCAUUGAAGACAGUGGAAAUCAUAAGCGCUUAACACCAUUGUUGAGGUUUUACACUUCCAAAAGUGAGGAGGAGCUGAAAAGCUUAGAUGAUUAUGUUGAAAACAUGGGCGAAAACCAAAAGGCUAUCUACUAUCUAGCAUCUGACAGUUUGAAAAGUGCCAAGAGUGCUCCAUUUUUGGAGAAAUUGGUUCAAAAAGAUAUUGAGGUUCUUUAUUUGAUUGAACCAAUUGACGAGGUUGCCAUUCAGAACUUACAAACAUACAAAGAAAAGAAAUUUGUUGAUAUCAGCAAAGAAGAUUUGGAAUUGGGUGAUGAGGAUGAGGUGAAGGAGAGGGAAUCCAAGCAAGAAUACAACUUGCUCUGUGAUUGGAUAAAACAGCAGCUUGGCGACAAGGUUGCAAAAGUUCAAGUGUCUAAGCGCUUAAGCUCAUCUCCUUGUGUGCUUGUAUCCGGGAAGUUUGGAUGGUCUGCAAAUAUGGAGAGAUUAAUGAAGGCACAAGCUCUUGGGGACAGUUCAAGUUUGGAGUUUAUGAGGGGGAGGAGAAUAUUGGAGGUUAAUCCAGACCAUCCCAUCAUUAAAGACUUGAAUGCUGCCUGCAAGAAUGCUCCCGACAGUGACGAUGCAAAGAGAGCGGUCGACCUAUUAUAUGACACAGCACUAAUAUCUAGUGGAUUUACUCCGGACAGUCCUGCCGAGUUGGGAGGUAAGAUUUAUGAAAUGAUGGCCCUUGCCCUGGGUGGAAGAUGGGGUAGAGCAGAAGAGGGAGAUGUACCUGUUGAAGCUGAAUCAAGUAGUGACGCUAAUUCAGGCUCGGGUGAAUCUUCAGAGUCAGAAGUUUUUGAACCUUCUGAAGUCAUAGCUGAGAGUGAUCCAUGGACAACUGAUUAGGUUUCCUGCUGGAAUGUCUCCAUAUAUUAAAAAAUUUUGGUGCUAUAGGGAAGUAGGGAACAAUGCAUACAGAAACGGGAGUGGAAAGGGAGAGAUUGUCACAUUGGUAAUUUAGUUGUGUUGAAGGGAAUUUUGCAAUCUUCUGAAACUUUAAAUGGCUUAAUGGAAUGUAUGGUAUACAAUAGGCUUUGGCUUUUGAGGAUGAAUCAGAUCCAGUUUUUAUGGGUGGGAAUACAUAGGAUGUGUCAUGUUUAGUUUAAUGGCACGGAUUAUUUUAAGAAUUUAGUUAAAACUUAAAUGGAAUUGUAUUUAGAUUUACAAUAUUUGGAUGAAAUUGCUUAUGUUUGACACGAA